CCCUGGCUGUGGGCUCAGAGCAGCAGGACAAAGUGCUGGGGACCAGGACGGAGACCCGCGAGCAGGCAUGGGCUCUGGAGGAGCGGGCCUCCUCAGGCUCCGGUCGCCCCUGCCUCUCCUGCUUCUGCUCAGCACGGGAGGCAUGGCCCAGGACUCCCCACCCCAGAUCCUAGUCCACCCACAGGACCAGCUGCUCCAGGAACCUGGCCCCACCAGGAUGAGCUGCCGAGCCUCAGGCCGGCCGCCCCCCACCAUUCGCUGGCUGCUGGACGGGCAGCCCCUGAGCAUGGAACCCCCAGACGUACACGACCUCCUACCUGAUGGGACCCUGCUGCUGCGGCAGCCCCCUGCCCGGGGACGUGCCCGCGACAGCCAGGCCCAAUCCACAGUCCUUGGCAUCUACACGUGUGAGGCCAGCAACCGGCUGGGCACAGCCGUGAGCCACGGCGCUCGGCUGUCCGUGCCUGUCCUUCAGGAGGAUUUCCAGAUCCAGCCUGAGGACACCGUGGCCACGGUGGGUGGGCAGGUAAUCCUGAAGUGCGGGCCACCCUGGGGCCACCCAGAGCCCACAGUCUCAUGGUGGAAGGAUGGCAAACCACUGGCCCUCCAGCCGGGGCGGCACACGGUAUCCUGGGGUUCCUUGAUGAUGCUUAGAGCAGAGAAGAGCGAUGAAGGGACCUAUAUGUGCAUGGCCAUCAACAACGCAGGACAACGGGAGAGCCGGGCAGCCAGGGUGACUGUCCAGGAGCAUCAGGGCUACACGGAGCCCCUGGAGCCCCUGGCUGUGCACAUCCACCUAGAAAACGUGACGCUGCUGAACCCGGACCCCUCAAAGGGCACCAAGUCUGGGCCUGUUGUGUGGCUCAGCUGGAAGGUAAGCGGCCCUGCGGCCCCCGCCCAGUCCUACACAGCGCUGUUCAGGGCCCAGACGGUACCCGGAGGCCAGGGGGCUCCGUGGGCAGAGGUCCUGCUGGCUGGCUUGUGCAGCGCAGAGCUUGGCGGCCUCCACUGGGGCCAAGACUACGAGUUGAAAGUGAGGCCAUCCUCCGGCCGGGCUCGAGGCCCUGACAGCAACGUGAUACUCCUGAGGCUGCCUGAGCAAGUGCCCAGUGCCCCUCCUCAGGUGACCCUAAAACCUGGCAAUGGCAGUGUCCUUGUGAACUGGGUCCCACCACCUGCAGAAAACCGCAAUGGCGUCAUCCGUGGCUACCAGGUGUGGAGCCUGGGCAACACCUCGUUGCCCCCCACCAACUGGACGGUGGCAGGCGAGCAGACCCAGCUGGAGAUCGCCACCCAGGCGCCAGGUCCCUACUGUGUGAAAGUGGCCGCAGUCACUGGGGCUGGGGCUGGGGAGCCCAGCAGCCCCGCCUGCCUCGUUUUAGAGCAGGCCAUGGAGCAAGCCCCGCAAGAACCCAGUGACCAUGGUCCAUGGACCCUGGAGCAGCUGAGAGCCACCUUGAGGCGUCCAGAGGUCAUUGCCACCGGCAGUGUUGUGCUCUGGCUGCUGCUGCUGAUCACCACCAUGUGUAUCCACCGCCGACGCCGAGCUGGGGUGCACCUGGGCCCAGGUCUGUACAGAUAUACCAGUGAGGAUGCCAUCCUGAAACACAGGACGGAUCGCAGCGACUCCCCCUGGCUGGCAGACACUUGGCGGUCCACCUCUGGCUCGCGGGACCUGAGCAGCAGCAGCAGCCUUAGCAGCCGGCUGGGAGUGGACCCCCGGGACCCACUAGACCGUCGUCGCUCCCUGAUCUCCUGGGAUCCCCGCAGCCCUGGUGUGCCCCUGCUUCCCGACACCAGAACUUUCUACGGCUCGCUCAUCGCUGAGGCCAUUGCCAGCCCCCCAGCCCGGCCCAGCCCCCAGGCCUCAGCCAUCAGGCAUUGCCCCCCGCAGCUGACGCAGCUCCCCAGCCCCUGGGCCAGCUCAGACAGCCUCAGCGGCCGCAGGGGGCUCUCUUCCCCGCGCCUUUCUGCGGCCCCCGCAGAGGCUUGGAAGGCCAAAAAGAAGCAGGAGCUGCACCAGGCCAACAGCUCCCCGCUGCUCCGGACCAGCCACCCUGUGGAGCUCUGCACCUGGGAGUUGGGGAAUAAAGGCUCCAAAAACCUUUCCCAAAGCCCAGGAGCUGCGCCCCGAGCUCUGGUUGCCUGGCGGGCCCUGGGACCGCAACUUCUCGGCUCCUCCACUGAGCUGACACGCCCUCUCCCGCCAGCCCCCCUCUCUUCUCAUGGAUCCCCCACUCAGAAUCAACAGACCCUACGCUUGGCGGAGCCCCACGCUCCCUCCCCUCUCCCCUUGCCAGCAGCCCCCACCCCCUCCAGCACCCCCAGCCACUCUAGCCACCAGGCCUCUUCGCUCUCUGGCCCCAGCCCAGCCUCCAGCCGCCUGUCCAGCUCUUCACUGUCAUCCCUGGGGGAGGACCAGGACAGCGUGCUGACCCCCGAGGAGGUGGCCCUGUGCCUGGAGCUCAGUGAGGGUGAGGAGACCCCCAGGAACGCUGUCUCUCCCAUGCCCCGGGCUCCGUCCCCGCCCAGCACCUACGGGUACAUCAGCAUCCCGACAGCGUCCUCGGAGUUGGCAGACAUGGGCAGGGCUGGAGGAGCGGUAGGGUCCGAGGUGAGGGGUUUGUUGUGCCCACCUCGGCCCUGCCUCACCCCCACCCCCAGCGAGGGCUCCUUGGCCAACGGCUGGGGCUCGGCCUCCGAGGACAACGCCCCCAGUGCCAGGGCCAGCCUCGUCAGCUCCUCCGACGGCUCCUUCCUCGCGGACGCCUACUUCGCCCGGGCCCUGGCAGUGGCCGUGGACAGCCUUGGCUUUGGUCUGGAGCCCAGGGACGCAGACUGCGUCUUCACAGGCGCCUCCCCGCCUCCCUCCCCCCGGGACGACCUCUUCCUGACGCCGACCCUCUCCCUGCCCCUGUGGGAGUGGCGGUCAGACUGGCUCGAGGACAUGGAGAGCAAUCACAUCCAGCAACGGGGAAGGGGGCUGCCUCCCUGGCCCUCCGACUCUUAGAACUCUCGCCGGAGACAUCACCUCAGCUGUCCUGCACCCAAGUCUGGCAGUGGGUGUCCACCGGCCUGGCUUGUGUGGCUCUGGGAGGAGCUGCGAGGGAGCCUGGGUGUGGCAGGAGAGGCAGGAGCAGGGGGUGACUCCACUGUCCUCUGAUUCUCCCACGGACUCCCUGAGGCACGUCCCUGAGACCCCCCGAGAAGACACUUGGAACUCCCUCUCCUGUCAGCCUCUGGCCCCGAGGGACGGCUGGGCCCUGGACGGCGGCUCUUGGUCUGUGCGCCUCUGCAGCUGGGUACACCUGCGCAAUGGGCCUGCCGCGCAGCUCUCCCUCCUCAAAGGUGAAAACUGCUGAAACAGCACAGAAUCAGAGCCAAGCGGACCUGGCGCUUGGGCAGCAGGGAGCUCUCGCCACCUGACGCCCUCGCUUUUCCUCUGCCCUGUCCAAGCGCACUGCCAGCCUGUCUGGCUGAAGGAGCAGCCCACCUCCUGAUCUCCUGCCCACGAGGAUCACGAGGAGUGGGGGCCAGGGAUCUUUCUGAGAGACAGUGGCUGCUUGUGGGGAUGGGCCGUGGCGGAAGGGGCCCCUCAAGCCUCCCCUCAGCCUCACUGGACCGUUGCACCAUAGAGGCCCCUCCGCUCCCACCACACCACGCAGAGGAAACACAGAGAAGGCUCCGGAGGCAGGCGAAGCCCAGCACCCAGGCAGAGGCUCCAGAUGGACGGGGAGGGAGCUGAAGGGAGGGAGGCGUGGAGUG
Messenger RNA from Pteronotus mesoamericanus, 3765 nucleotides. RefSeq names its product roundabout guidance receptor 4 (gene ROBO4). Gene Ontology annotation, biological process: cell-cell adhesion. The record is from RefSeq and is a predicted model, not a curated record. NCBI's taxonomy places the organism in Eukaryota, Metazoa, Chordata, Mammalia, Chiroptera, Mormoopidae. The transcript has 17 exons. Gene Ontology annotation, molecular function: protein binding.